CAGAGAGUGCGUGCGUGCAAGAACCAACCGCUCGGAUAACGUAGUAUCUUUUCGGUGUGCCACUGGUGUGCUGGUCCCUCCGUAAACGUGCGCGUACAAGUACGUGAGCUCCUCUCCUCUCCCUGCGGUGCUAGCCGAGUGUAGGGCCUUAACCAAUUCGUCCCAGCUGUGUGCUAUUAUAUCGUGUGCUGCUUUAGUGCCAUAUAUCAGUGUCUCGUUCACCCUGGUUCUGAUCGAAAACAUAGACCAGCGCGCGCCUACUGUGUGCUGGCUGGACGAAUAGGCGGGCGGGUGUUGUGCAGGAGGGAGAAAACACACAAAUUUCGGGGCCCCGCCGCGACACAAGCUCGGAAAACGUAUGCAUAAUAUGCACGAGUACGCUGCCCCUACUGGUUUAGCUGUGUUAUUUGCAUAGAUUUAUGUGCCCGCUGCCAAAACGUUCACCACCGUCGCCGCCGAUCACAGUGCAAUUGCUCGGGCCCGUUUCCAAGUGUGUGUGUGUGUGUAUGUUUUAGCGCACACAUCCACGCACACGCGCACGCACACUUGCUUAGCUUAGUGAACACGGAUGCGCGCUCGCUGUACAGUUUUCGGCGAAUGUGCGCAUGCCCGAACGGGUUUCUUCACGAGCUGUCAGUUAAGUCACACGGGAAUGAAGAUCGCGAUCUCCACUGGAGAUCGGUGAACGGCGUACACAGCACGGGAAAACCAGGCAUACAAUAGCCAAGGAGCCCGCCAAACCACAGCCAACAUUCGACAACAAGUGUGAGUUUGCCAGGUGGACGAUGAGAAGGGGUGUGUGUCCUGCCGGGCAACGGUGUGUGGUGUAUGCGGGUUCUGUGCGCGUUCGUCGAGCGUUAGUGUGUGCACGAGAGUAGUGAAAAUUUGGUGAAAAUGGUUUACACAAACACAUAGGCGUGCGCGCGGGCCAGAACCACCACUUGGCUGGCUGCUGUGAGCCGACCCGUCCAUUCCGAUACGGAGAAAACAACGGCAAUGAAAAAGUAGCGAUACGCGGUUCGAUAUCGAAGCCCCAAGCGCAUUCGGUGUGCCAUCGACAGUGUGACCAACGGUUUUGGGGGCUUUAAUUUCGUUUUAAUGACCAUUCACAGUAAAAUGGACCGUUUCCGGCGUGUGUGCGUGUGCAUGUGCGUUUAGCGCGUGGUGUGGAGCUUAAGUGAAUCCGGCAGGCUAGUUAAUUGAUUUGAAUAACAUUGGCAACGAACCUACCCCGUGCUGUUGGAAGGGUGCUUUGGGGAAUCAGCACACAGUAUGGGCAUAUGAUCCCGCGUGUCAGUAACAUGUCCCCGGCGCAUUUAACCCGGGGUUGAAUGAUGAACGAUCGAUCCGUAUUUUCGUCAGUUUUUCGGCAAUGCUGCGAGUAGUUUGGGUCUUAUCGCUUUAAGACCGUAAUGGAUGUAGCAUCUCUAUCCACAUCUCUAUGAAGCACUAACCUAUGCAACAACAAUACAAGGGCCAAUAAGGGCCACAUUGCGCCAGCGGACCUAUACGUGAUGCUCUUUAAUCAUUAAGUGCAAAGUCGAGUGAAUUUUGGAGUACGUGGUUGCAACGGCGAUCUUGCUGCGAUCGACAUCUAUCCUUCAGCGCAUUGUUUAUCAUUUUUUAUUGAGUGAAUAAUCGAGGGAAGAAGGAGGCACCAACAGUGGUAGCGCCUCCAAACACUUCCUCGACCGUACCUGCACACCAAAGUUAUGACCGAUUUAGCGGCGAACGCAUGUUUUGACGCAUUAUCAGUGCUGAACAAUGUACAACUCGUUGAGAAUGUGUGCAGCAUCUGCGGGGCAUCGCAUUACACCCAAAACUGUCCAGAAUACGCCAAAGGCGAUCAUGUUAAGGAUAAGCCCGCGCUUAACCUUUCAAGGUCGUCGGUUCCGAACGGCCUGCUGAUAAUGGAAACGCAGACGGGCAGCUGUGUCGUGACGUCGCAAAAGUUUGCCAAGGGAACCCGGUUCGGGCCGCUGCUUGCCCAGAAGUCCUACGUUCCGAUCAAGAAUAUUCCAUUCCCGCUCGUACUGUUUGCCGGACCGUACCUCCAGCAGCAGCCGCAGCAGGACGAGUACAGCAGCGAUCUGCAGGCCCUGUUCAGCAGCAGCCGCAACAUCUACCUGGACACACGCAACGAGUCCAAGUGCAACUGGAUGAUCCACGUUAAUCUGGCACGGUUUUCCAACGAGCAGAAUCUUAUUUGUUAUCAGGAAAACGAUGAAAUCUACUACACCGCUGUGAAGGAUAUCGAGCUGGGAGAUAUACUACGGGUGUGGUACUCGCGUAACUACGCGGCCAAGAUCGGUGCCUCAAUGCUGGAACCCAGCCCGUACGACAUCUGUACAAACAUACUCCGUUCUGUCAGCAUGGAUUACGGUUUCGAUUUGGAGAAGAACAGCCACAACAGCAGCGUCCUGCUCGACGAUGUAUACAGUCGUCCGUCCGUAACGGUUGGGCACGGUGGCAGUUCUGGGCGUAGCACGGCAACACACAGCAAUAUCGGAAGCGGCGGAUAUGGCAGUACAAACACGUUCUCCACAAAUGGAGCUUCCUCCGGUACGUCAACGCUGAUGCUUUCAUCUGCUGCCUUCGAUGAGCAAACAUUACUGCACGGCUUUGGUGGUGGAAGCAGCAGCAGCAUCGUGGGAGCAGAUUCGAUCGACAUCGACAGUAAUAACAACAGCAACAGCUUCUGCAUGGACACCGACAAUGGUGCGAUCGGGAAGGGCGGCGUGGGCUCUCCUACUUCGACCACGAUGACGUACGACACUGUUUCGCUGCCACCGAUCGACAGUUUGAUGAAAACGACAUCGCCAAAAUACUCAACCUCCGCAUCGCAGCAGCACAUCUUCGACAUGGAUUUGCUGGAUUCAGGAGUAUCGGCGAACAUGACCGAUCUGGUGGAUGAUUAUUUCAACACUUCCUCGCUUAUGCAUUCUAGUCAUCAUGAGCCACACCAUCAUCAUCAUCACCAUCAUCAUCAUCAUGAUCAUUUUCUCGAUUUUCACGAUAUUCAACCACAUCCGCAUCAAAUGCUGCAGGACCAGCAACAUCAACAGCAGCAGCAGCAGCAGCAGCAGCUACAGCAACAUGCCGGAGGAAUGAUCUCUUCGUUGCACCUGGAAGCAACCAACGAACAACGGCCGCUGCAGAGGCACGUUUACUCAACGGAACAAAUGUCGCCAGUACAAACCCAUAGCCAUCAGCAUCAACAGCUGCACCAUCCACAGCAGCAGCAGCAGCAGCCACACCUGAUGGGACAGAUAGCAGCUCCAGAGACCGAGUUCCAGUGCCUACCGAACGAUACACUUAGUCCGGCGGAUCUGAUCAACAUUUCUCUCGGUGCCAGUGACAUCAACAUAGCGUUCGAAACGGACUUUGCAGAUGCAGGAAUUACCGACGGCACGCAUCAUCUGUUAAGCUACGAUAGGGGAACCGAUGUAGCAGAUGGUGGUGCAUUCGGCGAUGGUACCGAUUUCGAUCUAUUGGGCUCAGCCCAUUCUGUGCACGAACAUGACGCCCAUUCGGAUAAGCUUCAUAGCCGGUUUUCAUCGUCCUCCGAUUCGCUAAUCACACUAAACGAUUCGGUCCACGGGGGAGCCAUCGCAAUACCGACACCACCUGCGGCGGACAUUGCAGGCCAGGCCACCGCAAUGGAGAUGGAGACGGACAAAAAGUAUGUCUGCGAAGUGUGUCUGCGCAAGUACAUGACCAAAUCGAACCUCGACAAGCACGUGCGCAAACACAACCUCUACCUGUGCGUAUUCUGCAUGAAGCUCUUCCAGCAGGCGGAGGAACUGAAGGACCACGAAUGCAGCGAGCGCAAAUCCAAAACCGCUUACCUGCACUGUCCAAAGUGUCUGAAGGUGCUGUCCAACUCGUGGUCAUUGCAAAGGCAUAUGAAAAUACACAAAGAUCUCGCGCAGGAUGAGUCAGCCAUGGUGGCGGCCGUUGAGCAGUUGGAAAAGUUGACCAGCGAUGGAACGACCGGUUCGAAGCUGUCGUCAACUUCAUUCGAAGAUUUGUCCAAUCCUGCACCGCUGGAUGAUUUAAAACCGUGCAUGGAAACACUAGAAGCUACGCUGGCAGCAACGCAAGGCGAUGAGAAAAAUGAUGCUCACGAUGCGGCAGUGUCUACGCAGCAAGGCCAUCCUCCAUUGCUAACGGAAGCGGAAAUAAAAAAAGAGCCGCAGUGUUCGGGAAAUGGCGGCGGGUCGACUCCCGCCUCACCCCUUACCACCGUACCAAGCGUGCCGAGUAUCACGCCCAGCAUUAUCCCAAUCACCAACAUGAGCUCGAGCCAGGAUAUGAUUACGAACGUGCAGGCAGCAAACGGAAAGCAACUGUACAAGUGCAUUGUCUGCUCCAAGCUAUUCAAAAAUCCUAACGCACUCGAAAAACAUCUCCGCAAGGUGCACACCGUUUAUACCGUGUCUAAUGAUCACAAAUCGGAGAAGAAGGUACUGAGCCAGUUGAACCAGAAGAAGACGUCACCGAUAAAACCGGCCAUUGCCAAGGCACUAGCCACGAAACUGUCACAAAAAAGCAAAAAGCAGGAAGAAAUGGCUGCGGCCGCUGCAGCCGCUGCCGCCGCCGCAGCCGCCGCCGCAGCUGCUACAUCAUCCUGUUCGCUUGAACCACCACUAUCGUCCGAUGGAAGUUUGAAGCAAACGCAUCACGGUACACUGGCAGUACAAUCGCCCGCAGCACUGUCCACAGAACACGGUGGGCAGCAGCCGCGGGCGUACAGCAAAAAGAAACAUCCGGCGGGAAGUAUUAGCGAUGGUGGAAGAAGAACGACUCUUGACGGUGUGUACAGCUGCAACAGUAACGCUGUGCCAAUUUCCGGAGCUCAGAUUGUGGGUAUCAACAGCACAAUCACUAGUGUGAGGAUAACCGAUCCACUGUUACCGGCCGGUACGGGGGAAGGCGGCGGCACAGCGGGAGGACCACACGAUGUAACUGGAUCGAUAGUCAACGGAGCUGCUGCACAGACGGCGGCACCACCAUCGUCCUCCACUGCGGGCAAAUCGCACAGUAUCAUCAUCAUAUCGAAUGUGGAACUUACCAAAAACAAUCUGAUCGAUACUAGUCAACUGUUUCUUAACCAAAGCGCAUCUCACGGCUCCGGAACUGGCAGCAGCAAUGGCAUCAACGCAUUGGGAAACAAAAUCGACCUUAAAGUAUUAAGCUCUACAGACAAACUACCGAAGCUGGUGCCUAUUUCCAGCCAUCAUCACCAUCAUCAUCAUCAUCAGCAUGGUCAGCUGUUUCAUCAUCAUCAGCAGCAGCACCAGCAGCAGAAUCAGAUUGUUGGGGCUGCAUUAGGUGGUACGGCAACAUUGCAACUUUCCGGUGCGACCAUUAUGGUUCCCUCGACUAUGACGGCAGACAACAUUAAACACGAAAACGUUAUUGCUGCACCAUCAGUGAGCAUAGCUACCGACGAUGGCAGUCUGUCUGAUGGGCAACGCUUUCUGAACGGAAGUAUACUCGCGACAACGGGCUCCUCCACUUCUUUAAUUGGACAAAACUCGGCAAUGCUCACACUCUCCACUGUUUCGGUGGGCGAAACGAACGGUUCGGCAAACAUGGGUGGUGUUGCGGAGGAUGUCAACACGGCUGAUAAGCAGCGACUGUCCGGUAAAAGUAAUACCGGUUCACAUCAGGACGACUUGUCGGACGAUCGCGAAUGCACACUGACACCCGAUGAGGCUUGCAAUAUGCAAACAGCGCAAACGUUUCCCUGCGACGAAUGUGAUCGUGUAUUUUGUAAGAAUUACCAGCUAAAGCGACACAUGGAAAUACAUGACAGUGUGUACUACACCUGCCCAUACUGUGAUCGCGGUCCGCUGAAAGCUAAGGCCUCUCUUCGCAAGCAUCUGUACAACGCACAUGCCGAUCGGGCGCCCCCGAAGGAGCAAAUAAACAAAUUCAUCACCACCCUCGUCGUAACGGAUGAAAAGGUACUUCGCGAGCUCGCAAUGAAGAACGAGCGCAAAAUUCGCAACAAGAGUGCCAAAAUGCAGGCCAAACUAAUUCACCAACAACAGCAACAAGAGCAGCAGGUGCAGCAACAACAACAGCAACAACAGCAGCAUCAGCAGCAUCAGCAACAACAACAACACUUACAAAGUACGACCACAGUAGACAUCUCAUCACCAAGCGACAAUUUUGCAUGCUCGUCACCUGGGCCCAUUCCAACAGAAGAUGGUGGUGGUGGUAUCAUUCUGUAUGAAAACGAGUUAUCAGAAUCAGUUUUGAGCGAUCAGGUUGAAGAUAUGCUUACAUUCAAAACCAUCUUCCCGGCCGAGGAUGGCGGCGGUAGCAUUGGUGAGUCCUCCAUCGAUCAGAUGGAUCAUAUCGUGCUGGAACACUGCGAUCAAAGCAGCACGUGCAGUAGCAGUAACCUUGCCAACGAUCUUACAACCAACCAUGUGCGGAGCCAUGAGGAUAAGAAACGGAAAGCUUGUGUGGUGGACGGUCGAGAACUGCAGCGGCUACAGCAUCAAAUGCAAGGUCAUCGGACGACCGGCGGUGGUGGUAUGCACAGUCCCGUGGACGGUAAGCGUAUGAAGACCGGUAGCUCUUCCGCUGGCACUAGUGGUGGAGCUGGUGCUCGUACAAGUGGAUUCAACAGAACAAUCACUAGCAGCAGCUGUACUACUGACGAAGCCUAUGGCAAUAAUUCGCUGCAGGAGAGCGGCCACAACAAUAGCGCCAGCGUGUCGGCAGUUGCAGCUUCAUCGCUCAAUGGCACCGGCAAUGCGCUUCGAUAUUUACGCAAAAAUCAAUUAGCCUCUCAUUCACCUACGGCGGCGACGUCGAGCACCGUAAUUGAUUUGGUCGCACCGAGCGCUUCAUCGUCCCAGCAGCACGCGGCGGCACACAGCAACGGCAGUAAUCAUCCGGAAGGCCCAGCUGGACCGCACCAAAGCUAUGCGCACCAGAGCAAUAGUAGUGUCGCUACUGCACUGGACGGAAGCGGACAGCUCAAUUUGGACAGCCUGUUCGGGAACAUAUCGAUCGACAACUAUGAGUUCGAUGAUAACGCCACCAUUCAGUCGUUUAGUUUAAUUGAGGAAAAGUUUAAAACAUCGUUCGACCAGAUCCAGGAAAAACUUGACGCCGAGCUACCGUUCGGUGAGGAGCAGAUCAAGUGGCAAAACAAUAUCAUGACAAAUGAUUCAUCAAACGAUAUCGGGGACAAGCUGCUGACCGGGGAAGGUAACAUAAUGCUGAUAUAGCUUCUCCAAAAGGCUAUUCGAAUGACACCUCUGACUAAAAGUGUUGCUUAUCACACAACUUAACCAAGUGCUGCAGAGAGACCACACGGGCUGCAUCGAAGGGGAGAGGUUUCGUUGUGUUACUAAGUUAGUUCGCUCUAUUGGUGGUAGUCGGCCUGACUCUAAAUGAAUUGGUUGAUUUGAAUUUCCAUCGAAUUUUGCUAUAUUCAGUACGCGAGUUGUAAAAGUUUUAUAUAAUUUCUUACAUAGUUUUGUAGCAGGCAACGGUUAUAACGCAUCAUCUUUGACAAGUUGCUUAUUUAUUUGAAAUAUUUAUUCAUUUUGUUCAUAAUCAAAGUUGUUUUGCAUUAAGUGGUUCCUUGUUUAUUACGAAUUUCUUACGUACCAUCAACAAAUCCAACAGCGAGACGUAUAGGAACUUUUUGUUUUAAAUUUUGAAUUAAUUCAUAAUACCCAGCUAUUUAUUAACCGUCACUAUAAUUUAAUGUAUUUUUAAGAAUUGUGUUUCUCUCUCUCUCUCUCUCUCUCUCUCUCUCUCUCUCUCUCUCUCUCUCUCUCUCUCUCUCUCUCUCUCAAUGAAAUGUAUGCUUUAAUUUUCUUGCCAUUUUCAUUUGUUUUUGUACAGUAUAAAACAAUCACAAAAAAGGAUUCGAUUAAGUAAUAAUUGACACGUUAUUUCAACGCUAAAAUAACUUUAAGAAGUAGAAUUUGCAAAUCCACGUUGCUGGAGGCAAACUAAAACCCUGCGUGUGUGCGUGUGUGAUUUUUUGAUAGCUAAUUUUUGUCCUCUGUUCCAACACGUUAUUCAAUAAUCCUUCGUUUCGGUUAAUGACUCUAGUCGACAGGGAGUGAGCUAACGAAUGAGCAGCGGAAAUGAACAGAUGCUUAAUGUUAAGGAUCAAUAUUUAUAACUGUUUACACCGAGAUUUUGAUCUGCAUCGACAAUUACCCUAGCAAAAAGUGCCAAAGCGGUGUGAUAAUGGAGUUCAUACAAAAGGUAAACUGCAAUGCACUUACUAUCCUACUUGAACCACCAGUUCGCUCUGGGAUGCAGUGAAGGGAAACGGAUGGGCGAAACUUAACUUGACUGAAAGUUUUUAAGCAUAAUGCAGAAGAAACAAAUCAUUAAAAACCUAUUGUUUAACGUACAUAGCUAUCAUACCAAACUGAAUUCGAGGAGAUCUAUGAGUCGUUUAGAAAACGAUCCCAUCCAUCUCACAGUGGUCUAUCGCCAGAGGGAACCACUAGUGGCUAUAUAAGUUACACUAAUUUCUAUCUAUUUAUUUGAGUUAAUGUACCAGUUAUUGUUCGAUGGUCCCGUUUCUUGGUUUGUGUGGUUAACUACUACUAGCUGGAACAAAUACCGUACACAUUGCGUAUACCAAAAUGAAAUUGUUCGACUAUCAGAAGAUGUGUCUCCAACUAGCGGGAAGCGUAACGGAAGCCAAAGUUUUCAUCCAUGAAUUGAAUUUUCUUUCUUACUUUGAUUUAUGAACUAUUGUAACGUUUGCUUAAUACAACGAUAUCUUAAGUAAAUUAAUAAAUAUACAGAAACGUG
This is a messenger RNA of Anopheles gambiae (African malaria mosquito), 8811 nucleotides long. RefSeq lists its product as uncharacterized. The coding region runs from base 1713 to 7253 and encodes 1846 amino acids. The transcript has 6 exons. The record is from RefSeq and is a predicted model, not a curated record. NCBI's taxonomy places the organism in Eukaryota, Metazoa, Arthropoda, Insecta, Diptera, Culicidae. Gene Ontology annotation, molecular function: RNA polymerase II transcription regulatory region sequence-specific DNA binding; protein binding. Gene Ontology annotation, biological process: regulation of transcription by RNA polymerase II. Gene Ontology annotation, cellular component: nucleus.